AUGGCAGUUCAAGCAUACUAUCUUUGUUUGGUAUUAACAGUCCUCGCAGGGCUUGUAUACCAAUGUCUCCAGAUGGGUAAGAGGCCCAAAGGCAUGCCACCAGGCCCAAGAACACUGCCGAUAGUGGGAAAUCUGCAUCAACUUCCCAAAGAGAACGUCCACCUCAAAUUCAAGGAAUGGGCCGAUAAGUACGGAGAGAUCUACUCCGUCAUGCUCGGGAACCAGCGGAUGGUCGUGCUAAAUUCACCACGGGUGGUCAAAGAUCUCAUCGACCAACGCUCUAACAAUUACUCGUCGAGACCUGAAAUGUACGUGGGUCAGACGCUAAUUUCCGGCGGAUACCGGCUGGUCUUGAUGCAGUACGACGAAGGCUGGCGUCAGGCUCGGAAAAUGAUCCACAACCUUCUCAACAUCAAAACUGCUGUCGAAUACAUUCCAUACCAGGAGCUGGAACUUCGGCAGAUGUUGGCAGAUAUGGCCAGGCGGCCGAAUAACUACCACGAUCAUGUUCGUCGGUAUAGCACUUCACUCGUUACAAGUAUAACAUUCGGGUGGAGGAGUCUAGCGUUCAACGAUCCUGACGUGAAGCAAAUCUACGAGGGCUUUGAACAAUUUGCAUUGGCGUCCCAAAUUUCAGCUUCCAUGCUCGAUUACUUCCCAAUCUUACGGAAUAUCCCCGACAUUUUCAACCCUUCGAAGAAACGCGGGAAGGAGCUCCACAAGGAGGAAAUUGCUCUCUACAAGAGCUAUAUGCUCAAGGUCAAGCAGAGAAUGGCCAAGGGAAUUCAAACUAAGAACUUCUGCGAGGACAUGUUCAAACAGCAGGAAAAGAUCGGUUUUACCGACGACUGGGCCAGCUAUGUUACCCAGGAAGAAGUCGAUAUGGUAAUUGGCUCUGACCGUCUCCCCACUAUGGCAGAUGAGCCUGCUUUACAGUAUAUCCGGGGCGUGGUUAAAGAAUCAUUGCGCUUUUUGCCAUCGAGUAUUCUCGGUAUCGUACCUCAUGCUACUACCAACGCAGACACAUACGGCGAAUACACGUUCCCGGCUAAGACGGGCAUGAUGAUCAACGUCUGGGCCUUGAACAAUGACCCCACACGCUAUCCUGAACCCCGAAAGUUCGAUCCCGACCGGUAUAAGGACGACUUCCUCCGAGCCCAAGAAAGCGCCACACUCAACGAUCCUUAUAAACGAGAUCAUUUCACUUUUGGAGCAGGCCGACGUGUAUGUCCCGGACUAAAUAUCGCCGAGCGCUCAUUGUUUUUGGGCAUUGCAUAUAUGCUGUGGACAUUCACAUUCGAGCACGACAUCGACGAGAGUGGACAGAAAAUCCCUGUAAACACGGACGCCGUGACCCAAGGUAUCGUCUGCCGACCGCAGCCGUUCAAAUACCGUUUGAUAGAGAGAGAUCCGCAGCGGACGCAGCGAGUGCUUAAAGCGUGGGACAACGCGAAGGACCUACUGUCUCGUUACUCCGAAGGGAUCAGAAGUACGGAAUAUGCUAAGGAUUGGAAAGAGUUCAUCGAGAACGAAGUUUUUUAG
Messenger RNA from Cladophialophora bantiana CBS 173.52, 1542 nucleotides. RefSeq lists its product as uncharacterized. Gene Ontology annotation, molecular function: iron ion binding; monooxygenase activity; oxidoreductase activity, acting on paired donors, with incorporation or reduction of molecular oxygen. The record is from RefSeq and is a predicted model, not a curated record. The coding region runs from base 1 to 1542 and encodes 513 amino acids. The transcript has 4 exons. NCBI's taxonomy places the organism in Eukaryota, Fungi, Ascomycota, Eurotiomycetes, Chaetothyriales, Herpotrichiellaceae.